AUGACGACUCCAGGCGAUGGCGGACCCCCGGAUAAGGGCAAGAAUGCAGAACGCGGCACUUUGGGCAAAUAUGUGAAGAGAAUGAGCACGGUUUUCAAGAGAGAGAAGUCAAACAAAAAUGUGCCUGUGCUAGCGCAAGAGGCACCUUCCACAUCCAAGGCCGAGCAGCGACCCUCAAAGCCUACCGAGGAAGUCGCAAAGCAGGACAACACGAAACCUCAAGUUAUACCUGUCACUCCCAUUACUCCUGGUGUAUCGGCCCCACCCACUCCUACAACCAGGGACACGGAUCGCAAUGCUAUGCAGCAAGAAAGAGCUCGUGCACUUUUCGCCAAGUAUGGCCUCACCCUGGAGUCUCACGAAUGGAUCGCAGCGCCAGCAGCUAAACCCGCCGUUGAACGUGUCGAGAAGUCUAUCCGUAUGCGUGUCCACCGCAGCUGCCACCGUUGCGGAACCCUCUACGGCUCAGACAAGGUGUGCCGACAAUGCGAGCACAAGCGCUGCAAGAAGUGCCCCCGCUAUCCGAAGAAAAAGACACCUGAAGAGAAGCAGGCAGAAAAGGAGAAGGAGGGCACUGGUCAGCCCAAGAGGAAGAGAAUGCUUACCAUCCGUACCCGCGGCGGUGACGAACUCGUGUACCAGCCAACAAGGCAACGCAUCCGACGCACAUGCCACAUGUGCGAGACGGUCUUUGUUCCCGCCACGGCAACCAUAUGCGAGAAUUGUCAGCAUGUGCGAUGUACCAAGUGUGCACGUGAGCCAGCCAAGCUGAACAAGUGGCCCGCCGGUUAUCCUGGAGAUGCCGAGCCCGACAGCGAGACGGAGGUUGAGAAGCAGCUGGAGAAGUUUAGACGAACUUGGCGAAAGCCAAGAAUGAGGGUGCGAUGGCAGUGUGAACAGUGCAGUAGUCUCUUCUUGAACAACUCGCCCCAGUGUCCUGGUUGUGGUCACGAGCGGUGCGACAGGUGUACGAGAUCACCUAUCAAAAAACCGGAGAAAGGCGAGCAGUUUGAUGCUGAGGUUGUUGCGGCUGUAGAGGCUAAGCUGAGAGCGAUGGAGGUCGACGAUGAUUCGCCGUCAUCGGCAGCAGAGGCUACUUGA
Molecule: messenger RNA, 1101 nt
Organism: Pyrenophora tritici-repentis Pt-1C-BFP
Lineage: Eukaryota; Fungi; Ascomycota; Dothideomycetes; Pleosporales; Pleosporaceae
Source: RefSeq, a predicted model, not a curated record